Conger conger (European conger) is the source of this 1027-nucleotide messenger RNA. It is a transcript of the gene tcf21, whose product is annotated as transcription factor 21. Gene Ontology annotation, biological process: regulation of transcription by RNA polymerase II; developmental process. The record is from RefSeq and is a predicted model, not a curated record. The transcript is spliced from 2 exons. Lineage: Eukaryota; Metazoa; Chordata; Actinopteri; Anguilliformes; Congridae. Gene Ontology annotation, molecular function: DNA-binding transcription factor activity, RNA polymerase II-specific; RNA polymerase II transcription regulatory region sequence-specific DNA binding; protein dimerization activity. Bases 113 to 643 code for a protein of 176 amino acids.
AACGCGCGGCACAUGUGUAGCCCCCAAAAAUCCCAGCGGGACAGCUGACUUCCCCCCAAAAAAGCUACAUGCUCCUAGUUUGCGGCCGCUCGCAGGUAACUGUCUAGCGAUCAUGUCCACGGGAUCCAUCAGCGACGUCGACGACUUCCACGAAGCGGAGCUUCUGGACGAUAUCCUGAAGCUGGGCUCCGGCAAAGACUCCAACACGGAGAGCACGGAGGAGAGCUCCAACGGCGACGCCGGCUCGGCAACAGAGGGGAAGACGGGCUCCGGUAAGAAGAGGAAAACAUCGUCCAGGAAGAACACCCUGAACGGAGUAGCGCAGGAGGGCAAGCAGGUACAGAGGAACGCCGCCAACGCCAGGGAGAGGGCGAGGAUGCGCGUCCUAAGCAAAGCCUUUUCCCGGCUGAAGACAACUUUGCCGUGGGUGCCGCCGGAUACCAAACUGUCAAAACUGGACACGCUGAGACUGGCGUCAAGCUAUAUCGCCCACUUGAGACAGAUUCUUGCCAACGACAAGUAUGAAAACGGUUACAUCCAUCCGGUGAAUUUGACCUGGCCGUUUAUGGUGGCAGGAAAACCUGAGAAUGAAUUGAAAGAGGUCCUGAACACAACACGGUUAUGCGGGACUACGGCCUCUUGAUCUAACUGAAGGACUUGGUACAGUAAAUGGGAACAAUGUAUAGCUUAUAUUAUAGGGGUAAAGGGGAAAAGACGCAUUCUUCAAAUAGAGACGCACGAGGGACCAGACGCAAAAGGGGACCAAAACUUCUCACUUGUUCCUCUCCAAAAGAAGCGACAUAUUUAAGGUGUUCACCAUUAUUUGCCCUGCUGGUUCAGGGCCAAUGGGAUGUCUGUUAACCAUUUUAAUUUUGUAGAUUCUUUAUAAAGGGGGUGUUGUUAAGUAGCUGCAGAUACUUUUGCAGGUGACAUCGAUUGUCAUCGCUGUAAAUAUGAGCACACAAAAUAUACUGUGUCCAAUUUUAUUUAGAAUUUAUGUAAAUAAAAUUGAUUUGUAUUACUGCAA